Molecule: messenger RNA, 3201 nt
Organism: Xyrauchen texanus (razorback sucker)
Lineage: Eukaryota; Metazoa; Chordata; Actinopteri; Cypriniformes; Catostomidae
Gene: ildr2b
Product: immunoglobulin-like domain containing receptor 2
Exons: 10
Coding region: 64-1941 (625 amino acids)
Biological process (GO): pancreas development
Cellular component (GO): membrane
Source: RefSeq, a predicted model, not a curated record
ACGAGUAACAGUCCAGGAGAAGAUGGACUAGAUACCUGGAAAACUAAACCAAGAAACUGGACAAUGGUUUUAUUACACGGUCUUUGGAUUCUAGUAAUGCUACAUUCACUGCAAAGUUGCAAUGGUGUACAGGUUAUUGUGAAAGAUGAGAAGAAGUUUGCCAUGCUGUUCUCCUCCAUCGUUCUUCCAUGUCAUUACACCACCCAUUCUACUCAAACUGCCGUGGUGCAAUGGUGGUAUAAGUCCUACUGUACAGACCGCACUCGGGAUUCCUUCACCUUUUCUGAGACCCUGGGGGUCCACGUCUCUGAUCUGGGAGCGACAUCUCAUCUGGACUGCUCUGACAAGGGCCGCACAGUUCGCAUAGUGGCUUCUGGACAGGGAGCUUCCAUGACCUUAGCAGAACACUACAAAGGAAGAGACAUCUCCAUCAUCAACAAAGCAGACCUGCACAUUGGACAGCUGCAGUGGGGAGACAGCGGUGUGUACUUCUGUAAAGUGACCAUUUCUGAUGACCUGGAAGGGAAAAAUGAAGGCCAGGUGGAGCUGCUGGUGCAGGGUAGGACAGGUGUGCUGGAUGACAUCCUGCCUGAGUUUGAUUUGGAGAUUAUGCCAGAGUGGGUAUUUGUGGGAGUUGUCGUGAUAGGCAGCGUCCUCUUCCUGUUGUUGGUUGGGAUCUGCUGGUGUCAGUGUUGCCCUCACUCCUGUUGCUGUUAUAUACGCUGCUGCUGCUGUCCAGAUACAUGCUGCUGUCCAAAACACUUAUAUGAAGCUGGGAAGAUGGCAAAGAACAGCCAACCUCCUCAGAUUGCCAUGUAUCAACCUUUUUAUGUUCAUGGUGUUCCUGUGGUUCCUUCAGCCGCACCACCAUCUCUCAUUGAACCCAAGUUGACUGCAGUGCCUCCUUCUGUAGAAAACAACAUAGCUGGUGUGCGCAGUGGCUAUCGUCUCCAGGCCAGUCAGGGUCAGGAUGCUAUGAAGGUUGUGUACUACGUAGAGAGGGACCUGGCACAGUUCCACCCUACCAAGGGGGCCGGCCGUCCAUCUGGCAGCCUAUCAGAACUGAGCUCUCUGCAUGAUGGUGAUGUAGACUUCAGGCAGACCUAUCGGCAAGUCCAGAGGAAGGCACUGCCUCCCAUCAUCGACCACACUGACGAGUCUCGUCUCAGAGCAGCAUCGAUUGGCCAUGCGCUCCGCCCUUCACAUUAUCGGAGUAAUCACUCUGUGGACGAGGAUGAGAACAGAUGGAACUGCCGCUCGGAGCACCUGCCCCGCAAAGCCUUUGAUGCCAGGGGGCGCACAGUGUCACUAGAUGAACUGGAAGAGUUUGCGAUGUCGUAUGGCCCACACGGUCGUCAAAGAGGUGACUUUCGUGGACCUCAGCGAGACUUCGAAAGGGGCCCAAGGCCACGGGACCAUUACACGUUAUUCCGAGAUGGCCCACGUUGUUCUCGUGAUGACGACGAUGAUGACUGCCGUCGUCGAGGCUCGCCACCUUCCUCGCGUAAAAGGCACGACAAUGGCGACAUUGAGCGUUACGCUGCUCGUCAAAGGUCAUAUGAUGAAACCUACCUAAACAGUCUGCUGGAGCGCAAGGCCAGGUGUAAUGGAGAAAGGGGUGGGAGGACCGACAAUGACAGUGACACACCCUCAAAAGGCAGUUCUAAAAAGAGCAGUGACUGUUACAAUAGCAGGUCACCUAGCAACCGGCCUGAAGAGGAUGAUCCUUUACCUCCAUACUGUGAGAGGGAGGUGGAGAGGUUUAGAACUGAAAAGCAUAUAGGGAGGGAACGCUACAGGACUGCUGAUCCUGCCAUGUGCCCUUUUUCUUAUACGCGUCCACCACAAGGGUUGUCCCACACACUACAGGAGCGCAGGGAGGACAGGGACAAACCCAGGCAAUUGACCACUCAUCUAAGCAGAGACUCUCUAAUUGUGUGACACCAUCAGACUGAGCUGACAUCAUACUAAUAACAUCCCCAUCAAGCAACAGGGAAAUCCACCAGACACCAAACAUCAAUCAGUCAGCAAAGCACAUAUUAUGCUUGGGAACCUAUGCUGGUUAAGAGCAAGAACGUGAAUGGUCGUGUUUGUGUGAGUCUGUACCUCUUAUAAAGACUACCACAACACUAUAAGUCAGUGAAAUACAGUUUGGUCAAAGAGGACUUUAAAAUGUUUAAAUGAUAUUUAAAAAUAACUUUAAUUAUUCUCUUUAGCUGUUUUCUGAACAUUCCUUAAUAUUUGUAUGUCUUAUGUACUUUAAUUGGACACUGUCUCUGAUGUUUCAAAAUUGUCAUGGCCUUUGUUUGCACUGUUGUACUGUAAAUUUCUGUGUCAGUGUUAAUAGUCUGCUCUCAAGGGAAGUAUGGAAUGAUUGUGCUUUAAAUGUGCCAUUUAUUUGUAUUUCACUGUUUUGAAAUAAUGAUUUUGAUAUGAACACUUGCUGUGUGUUUAUUUUCACUAGUAUGAUUGAUAACCUUUGUGUAUUCUUGACAACAUAUAUUUUGUUCCGUAUCACCUAUAUUAAUGUAAACUAUGAACAUGAACACUUACCACAUUGCUCUUUCUUCAACAUACAUAAGAAUACAAAUAGGAUUUUUUUCUUAAUAUACAGACCCAAAGCCAAGCAGGAAAUGGGACAGACACAGUAAAAGUAAGAAUUCUUCUUUCCAGGAUGAGAUUACAAUACCAGGAAACACUGCAGGUGUUUAUGUUUAGCUCUCUGGAUAUCUGUAUCCCUUUACAGUUCUCACACACUCUUACAUUUUUUUAAAGUUAAUUAAAUACAUUAUUAAUAAUAAAAUAUUAAAAGUUAAUACCUUAAUGAUAAUUAACUAUCCAUUAUAAAUUGACAAAGUCUUAUGACAAAUUGUAAUAAUUUGGCGAAAUCGUAAGAUAUCGUUCAACCUUAAUCAACAACUAAUCAACAAACAGAGUCUCAAAUCGAUGCAAGGCAUCGUAUUUUAGCUAGCCUCCUUUCCAACAUUUUAUUUUAAGAAAGAAAACAUCUUUGAACAACUUUGGUUAUUCAUUCAAUAUUUAUUUAUGCAAUACAAUUAUGUCAAAAACCUGCAAUACGCUUCCCUUCUUUCUUGGCACACAUAAUUUAUUUACAUUUCCUGUUAAAAUCAUGGUAAGGUUUAGGGUUUGGGAAAGAGGGUAGACUUUAAAGUUAGUUUUAUGUUUGGGUUAGGGGCUAAA